Macrobrachium nipponense is the source of this 369-nucleotide messenger RNA. RefSeq lists its product as uncharacterized. NCBI's taxonomy places the organism in Eukaryota, Metazoa, Arthropoda, Malacostraca, Decapoda, Palaemonidae. The transcript is spliced from 2 exons. The record is from RefSeq and is a predicted model, not a curated record. Bases 1 to 369 code for a protein of 122 amino acids.
AUGUUAGCACUGAGCCUUGAAGGAUUUGAACUAAGAAUAAGUGCAGCCUGCCAUAUACAGCCCCUCCCCUACAUUCUGCCACCUGAUCAUCCUCCCCUUCCAAUAACUCCACCUAUAUUACAGCCCCUCCCUCCCCCUUUCCCCUACUUACACCCUCUCCCUCUUCCCCCUCCGCUACCACCACCACCUCCUCCUUUCCUGCCAUCCUACCACCACCCCUACCUCAUCCAACUCCUCCACUUCCAACACCAGUCCCAUCCGAUGACUCCACCAACAAACCUUCCUUCCUCCUCCUCCUCCUCCUCCUCCUCCUCCUCCUCCUCCUCCUCCUCCUCUCUACUCCCUCUCCCACUGCUUCUCCCUCUAUAA